Cajanus cajan (pigeon pea) is the source of this 591-nucleotide messenger RNA. Its product is annotated as serine/threonine-protein kinase 1. Gene Ontology annotation, biological process: protein phosphorylation. NCBI's taxonomy places the organism in Eukaryota, Viridiplantae, Streptophyta, Magnoliopsida, Fabales, Fabaceae. Gene Ontology annotation, molecular function: protein kinase activity; ATP binding. The record is from RefSeq and is a predicted model, not a curated record.
AUUAUAAAGGUUUUAUUCUUCAAUAUCCACUUUUAAAAUUGUUUUCGUGUUUUACUUUUCUGAUUGGUCGUGCAUUGCGAAUUGUUGUAAUUGUGGUGUUUAUGUAGUUUUUGUGGAUUUUGGAUGACAGGCAAGGGGUCCUAUGGAGCUGUUUACAAAGCAAGGGAUUUGAGAACCUCGGAGAUGGUUGCUAUUAAAGUAAUACCGUUAUCUGAAGGGGAGGAGGGGUAUGAGGAAAUCCGUGGUGAGAUUGAAAUGUUACAACAAUGUAAUCAUCCAAAUGUUGUCGGUUAUCUUGGAAGCUAUCAAGGAGAAGAGUAUCUUUGGAUGGCCAAGCUAAAGAGAGAAGAAAAAUUGCAGCAACAAGAGGGUGUUGAGUUAAGUUUUUUUAAUAAACUUGGACAUGUAGAGAAAGUGGAGAUCUUGAAGGGCAUUCAAGAGAUGAAAGAUUGGCUAGCUACGAGUUAUGUUUAUAAAUUUACUUAUUUUGUAAUUUAGGAUGUAUCAUAAUUUGUAAGUUACUUUGAUUAAAUAUAUGGUUGAUAUUUACCAACUCUUGUCAUUUGUAUGUAAUUUGGUCUAUUAAAAACA